This is a messenger RNA of Funneliformis caledonium, 594 nucleotides long. The record is from the annotation of a GenBank genome assembly. Lineage: Eukaryota; Fungi; Glomeromycota; Glomeromycetes; Glomerales; Glomeraceae.
GGCACGUUCCAGCAUGCUGUUUUCCAGGAUGCGUUUAUUAUACCUACUGUCGUUAGGCAACACAAUCCUGCGUUCAGAUGUUUGGAGACAGUCUCCUGGACAAUCCUUAAGCAUACGUGUUUAAGGCACGCUUCAGCAUGCUGUUUUCCAAUGUUUGAAUCUGUUGUUACGGAAUAUCUUGAUGAAACAAAAGGCAAAGACUGGUCAAUUCUCGGAAUUUUAGAAUUUGCGCGAUCAAACUUGAGCCCUAAAUUAUCCGUGGCCACAAUCAAUGAUUUUAAGGACGAUCUAUACACAAUAUUACGAAGUUAUGAAAAAAAUCAAUUCAUCAAAGAUCUUGAAUAUCACGAAGAAGCGCGACUUAAUGUCACGUCCACGUAUACAGUCAAAGUUUUAAAGGAUCAGCAAGAGAACCAGAAGCUUAUUGAUCAAUUACGAGAAACAGGCAAUAAACCUGAUGAUGAUAUUUUCCAACCCACUGUGUCUACUGGACAAAAGCGAAAAUCAUUACCAGAGCAUUUUAAUGACUAUCAUUAUAUCCGCUCCACCUCAUCAAAUACAGCAGUCAAAUCAAGAUUUGGAAAAGGAAGUUGA